AUCCUAUUCAUGUGCCAACGAUAUGCCGUGUUUUUCAAGAACAGACAAUUGCAGUAUAACUGUUUGAUAUCGACAUUGUGCAUGAGUCUCUCCUGUUUCCUAGGAACCGCUUUGAUGUCCACUAAGAAAUUUGGGAUCCAGUGCAUUUUUAUUCUCCUAUUGAGUUGUGGAUACCUCGGCUCUGCUCUAACAGAUGAUAAGUUGCCCAUUAUAUCUACAUCCACCUAUCCAACAGCUCACAGAGACGAAAGCAUAGUCGAUGACUAUCAUGCCAUCAAGGUUGCUGAUCCCUAUCGAUGGUUGGAAGAACCAGAUUCAAAUGAAACUCAGCAAUUUGUGAAUGAUUUGAACGCUGUCUCGGCACCCUUUCUGGCGGAAGCUCCCAGUCGUGAACAAAUCAAAACAAAGUUGACUGAGUUGUCUAACUAUGAACAAUACAAACCACUGGGUAGAAAAGGUGAUUUUUACUACUACCGAUACAACGAGGGAUUACAAAACCAAGACGUUGUCUAUCAACAAAAAACGCUCGAAGACGAUGGUGAAGUAUUUUUGGAUCCAAAUACUAUGUCUACUGAUGGAACAACAUCAGUCACUGACAUGAAGUGGAGUAUAGACGGUUCUGUCCUUGCAUAUGUUGUCAACGAAAAGGGCAGUGAUCAAUCCAGCAUUAAGUUUCGCGACGUAUACAAGCGAGAUCUUACGGACGUCAUUGAACGUGUCAAAUUUCCAAGUCCCGCAUGGUUGAAAGACAAUUCGGGAAUCUUUUACAGCGCCUAUCCUAAAAGCAAAGAAGUUGCGUCAAAUUCAACACAAAAAGAUGAAAAUCAAGCAAUUUACUUUCAUCGCUUGGGGACUAGCACAGCAAAAGACGUACUUGUUUACAACACCAAUCAUACUAUUGUUCAAGCAUUUGUCACGGAUGAUGGAUUGUAUAUGAUAAUACGCAUCGAUCCCAACUUUACUCAAAAUAAUAUGCUGUACUACUAUAAUCUGACCGGUUUCGAUAGCAGCCGAGGUGCGAUAACGCCUAAACCACUUUUUGAAAAACUGGAUGCAAAAUAUGAUUAUAUCGACCAUGAUGAUGAUUCUAUGUUGAUACUCACAAAUCAUGAAGCACCUAAAUUCAAAUUGCUCCGUGUGUCACUAAAAAAUGGAUCAGUCUGGGAUGUUGUACCCGAACACCAAAAAUUUAUUCUGGAUAGCGCUAAAGUUGCCGCACACAAUCGCCUUGUCUUGUUGUAUCUUGAUGACGUUAAGCACACUCUUCAUGUGCACGAUCUUCAGGAUGGAGCUUAUAUGCACUCGUUGAAUUUAAUAGAAGGCAGCAUUGACUAUGUUGUUGGCAAAAAGAGCCAGGAUGAGAUAUUUUUCGUCCUCGAAACUAUGAUAAUCCCCUCCAUUGUUUAUCGUGUGGAUUUUUCUUCAAACACGUCGUCUCCCAAGUUAGAGGAAUUACGGCGUUCUGUAGUCGAAGGUAUAAAUGAGGAAGAUUUUCUAGUACAGCAAGUGUUCUUCAGUAGCAAAGACGGAACAAAGGUCCCCAUGUAUAUAGUUUCUUCAAAGAAUUCAUCGCAAAGUGGUGACGCACCCGUUCUACUUUAUGGCUAUGGCGGAUUCUCCAUAUCCUUGAUGCCCAGAUUCGAACCAGAUACAAUGCUCUUUGUAAAGCACUUCAACGGCAUAUUUGCAUCGGCAAAUAUCCGCGGUGGAGGGGAGUACGGCGAAAAGUGGCAUGAGGCCGGAAUGCGCGAACACAAGCAAAAUGUAUUUGACGAUUUCAUCUCCGCUGCGGAGUACCUUCUCGAAAACAAUUAUACCACUAACAGAAAACUGGCUAUCAGAGGAGGGUCAAAUGGAGGUUUGUUAGUAGCAGUAUGUGCACAACAACGACCUGAUCUCUAUGGAGCAGUAGUAGGUGAAGUGGGAGUGCUUGAUAUGCUGCGCUUCCAUAAGUUUACUAUCGGAUCUGCGUGGAUAAGCGAAUACGGUAAUCCAGAUGACCCAAAGGAUUUCGACUUUAUAUACAAGUACUCUCCUCUACACAACAUUCGCUAUCCCAAACAUGGUCAAUGGCCUUCUACUCUGAUGAGGACAGGAGAUCAUGAUGAUCGCGUGGUACCUAGUCAUACUCUCAAAUAUGCUGCUACUCUGUAUAAUACUGUAAAAGCUCACCCGGAGCAAACCGAGCCACUUUUAUUUCGCAUUGAACGUGACGUUGGUCAUGGAGCAGGAAAACCUACCGAAAAACGCAUUGCCACUACGGUUGACGUAUUCAGCUUUCUUCAGAGAGUGUUGAAUCUAGAAUGGAAAGAGUGAUCGACCAAGUUUGAUCAUCCAUUACAACGUGACUUUCUGACACGAAUUAUACUGAAUAAAUGUGGAGUGGAGUGUUUAGAAGUACUUUGUCAAGAUAUGCUUAUAU
This is a messenger RNA of Cylicocyclus nassatus, 2422 nucleotides long. NCBI's taxonomy places the organism in Eukaryota, Metazoa, Nematoda, Chromadorea, Rhabditida, Strongylidae. The record is from the annotation of a GenBank genome assembly.